UAGAUCAAGAGACCGCACAGAGAAAAAAAAUAAGGGAGAGGGACUUGAUGGGAGAGUGACUCGCUUUCCCUCUUUCUCUCAUUCCUUCUUUCAAAUUUUCUGCCUUCCCUGCGUUCUUCUCGAGGCCUUCGUGCCUGCCUCAAGAUGACGACGGCGGGAGGGCGAGUCGGCAUCGGCCGUGAACAGAGCCUCGUCUCCCCCGAGACGAUGUCUAUGGUCCUCACCGGCGCCAAGGCGGUGCUGCUUCAGCGUAGGGGCAUCGACCACCGAUCCACAGACAUCACCGACCUCGUCAUCUGUCUUCUCUCCAUCGUGGGCGCAAUGGUCAUUAUCGUGCCUUACGUGCUUAACCGAAAGAGCAGAAAGCUCCGUCAUUCUCUUAUCUUGGGUCUAGCGACUUCAGAUCUCGUCUCGAGCAUCAUCAUCGUGUGCACGUCUGCUUUCUCGAUCGCCGGUGGAAGGCUUGGCGAUGCUUAUAGAUUCUGCACCUUUGCUGGCUACAUCUUUGCGACGUCAAUCUGGACCCAGCACCUGUGGAACCUGAGCAUCGCCGUCAUCACCUACAUGAUCCUCGUCCGGCCCCUGUCUUCCAUUAUUCACCGCGUCGAAAAGCACCUUGCUUUGCUCUGGCCAACUUUUUGGGCCAUUUCCCUCGUCGUCAACGGCGUUGCCUGGGGCGUCGUUGGCUUCGGCGACGUCGGAGGUUACUGCUCCUUUGACCCACAGCGCGGCGGGCCCCUCUUCAGCGCAAUUUUCCAAUUUGUGCCCCGGGCCACCGUCGUCGUCAUCAUCAUCGUCCUCUACACCCACCUCUUUUUCUUCCUUCGACGCACCAACCUCUUCUCCAAGGCUGCCAGCCGCACUUCGAGGCCCCGGGGCACUGGAUCGGGCACUGGAUCGAGCCCCUUGGUAAGGUCGGGUGCCGGUGCCGGCGCUACAGACUCGCAGGGUGCGCGCAGCGGCGCUGGCACAGGACCGGAAGGCGACGUAGCUGCUCAUCAGAGGAGCACGAAGCGAAAUGAAGCCAGGGAUUCGCAGCACGGCAGCUUCAUACUCAAUCAGGCUGCUGACACCAACUCGACACUGGGAGGAUCGGUGACAUUCUUCAAGCACCUCUUGACGCCCUCGUCUAAGCGAAGAAGCUCCGAGGCCACCUCGUCUGGCCACGCGCGCUCUGCCUCGACGCAGGACAAGGCUUCAGACGCCCCUCGAGGACCUGUCUACGAUGACAUCGAGAUGGUUGCCACGCAGGGGUAUGUGAAUGGGGCGGGAAGCUCAAACGAUGCCGUCGCCAACGUCAUCGGCAACCAUGGUGAGGAAGACGAGGAAAUCGAAAUGAACGAGAAGGGAUCACCAUCAACCCUCGCCCCGUCACCGUCUGACAUCGAAGCUUCGCCCAGGGAGCUCGAGCCCCUGGGAACGGCGCCGAUGCUGGCGCCAUCGGCGGCGCCCAAGCUGCAAAACAAAGCUCAUGCAUCUGUUAAAAGGCCGAGCACCGCAGGCUCGGCCAAGACCCAUGACCGUCCCCAUAUCGUUAUUCCACCGCGCCCCUCGACAGGGGCGGGGCCCAUACCCAGCAGAAGCAAGACGCAAGAAGAGGCCGAAGACACCGAAUCUGUCGACAGCAACUACGAUACCUGGCUCCGGAAGCAGAACUCGAGCUCCUCGCCCUUCCAGACCAUGACACCGAGACGCGACGUCCGCGACUUUGGCAUGACGAGCGCACCGAGGGAACACCUUAAGCACUACUCGCUCACACCUAGCGGUGUCGAGUCCUACAAGCGUGCUCUCGAGACGGGCACGCCUUCCCCUGUUCUGCCCUGCUCGCCAGCAAACAAGCGGGUUAUGGACCCUUCGACUCCUCGAGAUCAGUCGCCUGCUGCUCGGCGGCAGACAGAGGCAAACACCGCGCCUUUUCCCGUCAACGACCCAGUUUGCACGACGAAGGAGACAACAGAGAACAAGCCUGCGCCCUCUAAUCCGACAUACGAAGAGGCCCUGGGUGAUGACUGGACCUGGGGAAUGGCCGUCAGCACGCCGGGAGGAGGAGAGCGUAGGCAAGGAGUCGCCCACCGCUCUCUAGCAACACCGACUGCUUCUUCUGUCGACGCUACAGGGGCAGCAAGGCAGAAGGGCUGGUGGCACGGCCUUCGCGGGACAGGUGGCGCAAAGCGACGAGAUGGCAGCAAUGGCGUUGGAAGCAAUGAGACGUCAUCGUCGGAGAGCACAGGCGUCCAUGGAGUCGAGUCGCUGGGCAGCACCCUCAAUCGACAGGCAUCUGUCCUCCUGCUCCUCUAUCCGGCUGUCUACUGCUUGCUGUUCAGCAUCUCGAUCAUCCGAAUCAUCGUCGACCUCGCGGGGUCGCCUAAGGACGCGGCCGCUGUGCGAGGCAAACAGGAUGAUGCCCUCCAUGCCAUCUCUCGAUGGACCAUCUUUGCUCAAGGCAUGAUCGAUGCCGUCGUCUUCCAAGUCGUGGAGCGGCAGUUCAGGCGGAGGAUGAAGAGGAAGAGGAGGAUCGCCGCUGGCGAGCAGGUCGAGGAUGCAAUGUGGUACAAGGCCCUCCAGUCUGCCUGGACCUCUAUCCGCGGCGGCAGCCCUCGACGAGACGUUGGCGAGAAGUAGGCGGUCACAUUCAACAAGUAGUCCUGAAAGGCCAGAUCGAAUCACAGCGGCUGCUCUUCCCUGCUCUUUGCACCGUUGACUUGUAACAUACACAUCUUUCUAUCAUUUGACAUUGCACCCCAUUCUCUAUCCUGCAAAUGGGACAUUCAUCUGCGCUUUCACUUUUUGAUGUCUGUAUCCACGAGAAUCGUGACGGGCCCGU
Messenger RNA from Acaromyces ingoldii, 2824 nucleotides. RefSeq lists its product as hypothetical. The coding region runs from base 145 to 2622 and encodes 825 amino acids. Lineage: Eukaryota; Fungi; Basidiomycota; Exobasidiomycetes; Exobasidiales; Cryptobasidiaceae. Gene Ontology annotation, biological process: adenylate cyclase-activating G protein-coupled receptor signaling pathway. Gene Ontology annotation, cellular component: plasma membrane. The record is from RefSeq and is a predicted model, not a curated record. Gene Ontology annotation, molecular function: G protein-coupled receptor activity. The transcript is spliced from 2 exons.